AUGCGGCGAGGCUCGGCGGUGCUGGGCACGUUCGCCCUCGGCGUACUGCUCCACCAGGCUGCCGUCGUGGUGGCGCAGCACGGCACGGUCGGGCGACCCUGCGAGGUGUCGACCGACUGCGGCACCGGCAACUAUUGUGCGGGGAAUAAGCGGUGCGCGUGUCUCACCACGUACGUCGAGAUUGACUCGUACUGUUGGCGCAAGAUCAACCCCGGCGAGUCGGGCUGCACACAGAAUCGACAGUGCGAGGCCGUCUGGCCCGGGGCAUAUUGUCGAUCUGGCGAGUGUCGAUGCGCAAACAACCAGCCGCCUUUCCGGACGAGAGACGGUCUCGUCUGCUUGAACUACGGCUUCUGCCCGCUCAACGGCAACAACCCGAAAUUCCGCAUCGAGAACCAGGUGCAGCAAUGCUACGGAGGAGCCGACGCGACCUGCGAGGCCAUCGGAGCCCUAGCCUACGAUUGCAUCUGCGAUUCUGAUGACUGCACGGUCAACAACCCCAUCUCUUUCUGCUGCCCGUCUCGCGCCUUCGCCUGCAUCCAGCCACCAAACGAGGGCUACACCCCGCCAGGCGGCGGCACCACCCUCAACCACUGGUACCACGACCCGAUUACCGGUGAAUGCCGUGAGCUGAAAUACCAGGGAUAUGGCGGAAACGCGAACAACUUCCAGACCAAGGACCAUUGCGAGUCGUACUGCAAGCAGACCUGCAAUCGCGGACUGCCGCUGUACCGAGACCGAACAACGGGCGUCAAGCAAGAGCCCGUCUACUGCCAGGGCAACGACAACGGCUGCAACAACCCCAACUAUGUCUGCACCACCAUGGGCACCCUGCAGCAGUGCUGUCCCACAUUCACGUUCAUCUGCUCCCGCAACGGCGCCAUCCCCACCGAGGUGUACAACACCGCCGGCGGUCUCCCGACCGAAUACUUUGAUGUCGGUAUCCCGGAUGGGUCUGGCAACACGUACCCGAGAUUCUAUUACGAUUCCCGAGAAGGCCGAUGCAUCCAAUUCUCGUACCUCGGCCAAGGAGGAAACUUCAACAACUUCCUCUCCCAAGACCACUGCGAGAAGUUCUGCUCGAGGAUUCUGUGCUCGGCCGGCGAGCCGCUGAAGGAUUCGUCCGGGGAGCGCAAUAUGGAAUGCUCGCCCACGGGAAGCGGGGCCAACACUUGCCCCUCAACCCACUCUUGCGAGAGCACUUCCGGCUCAACGACGUUCGGUGGUGUGUGCUGUCCGCGUCCGCAGUACGUGUGCAAGCUGCCCAGGGAACAGGGUAACUGUGGCACGUACUCUAACCGCUGGUGGUUCAACGCCAAGACCGGCAACUGCGAGGAGUUCAUCUAUUCCGGCUGUCAGGGCAACGCCAACAACUUCGAGACGUACAAGGAAUGCCAGGACUACUGCCGUGAUGCCAGGAGCGAACCCCAGUGUAUCCAGGGCACCGCGCUCACCGACUCCAACGGCAACUUCAUCAUCUGUGGAGCUUCAGGCUCAUCGGCCGCGUCGACAACCUGCCCGGCCAACCACUACUGCUACUACGACGGCACGACGUACGGAUGCUGCCCCACCCAGGCUUACACUUGCUCCCUAUCAUACAAGGCCGGAGCCACCUGCGGACCCGCCGUCACUCGUUGGUACUACGAUUCUACGACUAGAACUUGUCAGACGUACUCCUUCAACGGCUGCGACGGAAACAGCAACAACUUUGCCACGCAGCAGGAUUGCAAGGAUUAUUGCCGUGUCGAAAGCUGUCCGGAUGGCGGAGAGGUGUGGAAGGAGCAAAACGGCGCCGCCCGCGCCUGCACCAGCAACCGCCAAUGCCCAUCCACCCACUAUUGUACGCCGGUGACCACGUGGACAGGCACCGUCUACCAGACCAAGUCACUCUGCUGCCCCUCCAAGAACUUUGUCUGCUCGCAACCGCGCGAUGUCGGCGUCCGCUGCUCGUCGACCAGGAUCAGUAGAUGGUACUUCAACGCCGACACGAAGACGUGCCAGACGUUCGAGUACAACGGCUGCGAGGGCAACCGCAACAAUUUUGCCACCCAGAAGAGCUGCCAGAACUACUGUCUGUCCGAGGCGUGCCCGCCGGGUACCGUCGUCGCCAAGGAGGCCGAUGGCAGUCGGCUCGUCGCCUGCUCCAACCCUGGAGGUGCUGGUCGCGUCUCGGGCGGAUGCCCCGAUGGCUACACGUGCAAUUCCUCGCCGCUGCUUGACCAGAACGUCUGCUGCGGCGCCAGCACUGAGUUGCAAUCGCUGUGCCCUGCCUCAUCUACACCCUUCAUCUCGGCUCUGUCCCUUCAGCCGAUGCAGUGCACGCCCAACGUUGAUGGCGCAUGCCCGGGCAACUUCUUCUGCUGGUUCUCGACCACCUCGACGUCGGUGAACGCCUUCUACUGCUGCCGAUCACCCGAUUCAGUAGACACCGGAUACUGCCCACCGCAGCUUGUGCCAGUCCCCGGCGAGGGCGGUGCCCAGUACAAGUACUGCUCACCGUCGGCCCCACUCAACGACGCCAUCCAGGGCUGCGGCCCCAACCGACAUUGCCAGUUCUCCACCAACCUCGAGCGGUAUAUCUGCUGCGGGCUGGAGUCUGACGUGCGGUUGCCGAAUGUGUGCCCACCGCAGCCGGCCAACCUUGUUCCCGUUGAGUUGGCAGGCAACUACCGGACGUGUAAUCCGUACGCCCGGGCGGGCACCCCGCAAUCGUGCCCCGACAACUCGGCAUGUCUCUACACUGGCAACGACAACGGCUUCAUCUGCUGUCGGGUGCAGCUGAACGGGGGCAAGCAA
Molecule: messenger RNA, 2796 nt
Organism: Mesorhabditis spiculigera
Lineage: Eukaryota; Metazoa; Nematoda; Chromadorea; Rhabditida; Rhabditidae
Source: the annotation of a GenBank genome assembly